Messenger RNA from Aspergillus ruber CBS 135680, 2019 nucleotides. It is a transcript of the gene bipA, whose product is annotated as Hsp70 family ATPase KAR2. Gene Ontology annotation, molecular function: ATP hydrolysis activity; misfolded protein binding; ATP binding. Bases 1 to 2019 code for a protein of 672 amino acids. Gene Ontology annotation, cellular component: nucleus; endoplasmic reticulum chaperone complex; cytoplasm. Lineage: Eukaryota; Fungi; Ascomycota; Eurotiomycetes; Eurotiales; Aspergillaceae. Gene Ontology annotation, biological process: endoplasmic reticulum unfolded protein response; protein refolding; cellular response to unfolded protein. The transcript is spliced from 4 exons. The record is from RefSeq and is a predicted model, not a curated record.
AUGGCACAGCUGUCUGGUCGCAGCGGUGCUGCUAAGCCGUUCACGGCUUGGACGACCAUCUUCUACCUUCUUCUUGUCUUUAUCGCACCAUUGGCUUUGCUUGGAACCGCACACGCCCAGGAGGAAUCAGUACAGGAUAACUAUGGAACUGUCAUCGGUAUUGAUUUGGGAACCACCUACUCUUGUGUCGGUGUUAUGCAGAAUGGAAAGGUCGAGAUUCUCGUCAACGACCAAGGAAACCGUAUCACUCCUUCCUACGUGGCCUUCACGGAUGAGGAGCGCUUGGUCGGUGACGCCGCGAAGAAUCAAUACGCCGCUAACCCGGUCCGGACUAUCUUUGACAUCAAGCGAUUGAUUGGUCGCAAGUUCGAUGACAAGGAUACCCAGAAGGAUUCCAAGCACUUCCCUUUCAAGAUUGUCAACAAGGAUGGAAAGCCCGUUGUCAAGGUCGACGUCAACCAGACCCCCAAGACCCUCACUCCCGAGGAGGUUUCCGCCAUGGUCUUGGGUAAGAUGAAGGACAUCGCCGAGGGCUACCUUGGAAAGCAGGUUACCCACGCCGUUGUUACUGUCCCCGCUUACUUCAACGACGCCCAGAGACAGGCCACCAAGGAUGCCGGUACCAUUGCUGGUCUGAACGUUCUCCGUGUCGUCAACGAGCCCACCGCCGCCGCUAUCGCGUAUGGUUUGGACAAGCAGGGUGACGAGCGCCAGGUUAUCGUCUACGAUCUUGGUGGUGGUACUUUCGAUGUUUCCCUUCUGUCAAUCGACAACGGCGUUUUCGAGGUCUUGGCUACCGCUGGUGAUACCCACCUUGGUGGUGAGGACUUCGACCACCGUGUCAUGGAGUACUUCAUUAAGCAGUACAACAAGAAGAACAACGUUGACAUUACCAAGGACCUCAAGUCCAUGGGUAAGCUCAAGCGUGAGGUUGAGAAGGCCAAGCGUACUCUGUCUUCCCAGAUGUCGACUCGCAUUGAAAUCGAAGCCUUCCACGACGGCAACGACUUCUCUGAGACUCUGACCCGCGCCAAGUUCGAAGAGCUGAACGUGGACCUUUUCAAGAAGACCUUGAAGCCUGUUGAGCAGGUGCUCAAGGACGCCAAGGUCAAGAAGUCCGAAGUUCAGGACAUCGUUCUUGUCGGUGGUUCUACACGUAUUCCCAAGGUCCAGUCUCUCCUCGAGGAGUUCUUCAACGGCAAGAAGGCCAGCAAGGGCAUCAACCCUGAUGAGGCCGUUGCGUUCGGUGCCGCUGUUCAGGGUGGUGUCCUCUCUGGUGAGGCAGGAACUGACGAAAUUGUUCUGAUGGAUGUCAACCCUCUUACCAUGGGUAUUGAGACUACCGGUGGUGUGAUGACCAAGCUCAUCCCCCGUAACACCGUCAUCCCUACCCGCAAGUCCCAGAUCUUCUCUACCGCCGCUGACAACCAGCCCACGGUCUUGAUCCAAGUUUUCGAGGGAGAGCGUUCUAUGACCAAGGACAACAACCUUCUCGGCAAGUUCGAGCUUACCGGUAUUCCUCCGGCUCCCCGUGGCGUUCCCCAGAUUGAGGUCUCUUUCGACCUUGAUGCCAACGGUAUCCUGAAGGUCGGCGCCAGUGACAAGGGAACUGGCAAGAUCGAGUCUAUCACCAUCACCAACGACAAGGGUCGUCUGACUCAGGAAGAAAUUGACCGCAUGGUUGCCGAGGCUGAGCAGUUCGCUGAGGAGGACAAGGCCAUCAAGGGCAAGAUCGAGGCGCGCAACGGACUGGAGAACUACGCCUUCAGCUUGAAGAACCAGGUCAGCGAUGAUAAGGGCCUGGGUGGUCGCAUUGAUGAGGAUGACAAGCAGACCAUCUUGGACGCCGUCAAGGAGGUCAACGACUGGCUCGAGGACAACGCGGCCACUGCUUCCACCGAGGACUUUGAGGAACAGAAGGAGCAGCUGUCGAACGUCGCCUACCCGAUCACUAGCAAGCUGUACGGCGGCGCCGCGCCUGAAGAGGACGAGGAGCCCAGCGGGCAUGACGAACUGUAA